Cladocopium goreaui is the source of this 1253-nucleotide messenger RNA. The record is from the annotation of a GenBank genome assembly. Lineage: Eukaryota; Dinophyceae; Suessiales; Symbiodiniaceae.
GUUCGUUUCCCACUGAUGCUUCCGUGAGCCAUUGCCGCUGGUUGCCAAGGUAGAAAACAUGAUGAACCCGAUGCAGCAGCAACAAAUGAUGCAGCAGAUGAUGCAACAGAUGGGUGGCAGCACGCCUGCUACACCUUCAAGUGACAAGAACAAAAAUGCCCCAACAGCAGCAAAGUUGAAAAAACCCGAUGAUAAGAGCAAUAUCGUAUUCGUCGGCGGCCUGCGAAAGAGCACAACAGAGGACAAAGUUGCCGGUCAUUUCUCUAAGUUUGGUCAAGUGGAUAGCGUGGACAUUAAAAGGCUGCCUGACGGGACGUCGCGUGGGUUUGCUUUUGUGAAGUUUGUGGAGGUCGAUUCCAUCCCCAGGGUCCUCGAAGCUCAGUCGAGCCACAUGAUAGACAACAAGUGGGUGGCCGUGAAGCCGCAUGGCGGAGUCGCCCUCACUGAAGACAAGAACAGGGAAAGGGCAAAGGAAGCUGCUGAGCUGGCCAGACAAAAACAAAAAAAGGACGACUCUAAAGUCGAAUCCGCAGAAGACUAUGACGAAAAGUGGUCAGAAAAUUAUUUGCAGGCAGCAGCUAACAUGAGCACCAACAGCGAAGACAAGCCUGAUGAGUCCCAGGCAAAUCCUGUGGCUGCUAUGGGUGCGAUGAUGCAGAUGAUGGGAAUGAUGCAGAUGAUGAGUGGCGGGGGAUGCAUGCCAGGAAUGUGCAAUGGUUGCAGUGGAUGCGGGUGUGGCAAUGGUUGUGGUGGGUGCGGUGGUGGGUGUGGAUGUGGCGGUGGCUGUUGUGGCGGGUGUGGAGGAUGUGGAGGAUGUGGUGGAUGUGGAGGAUGUAGUGGAUGUGGUGGGUGUGGUGGAUGCGGUAGCGGAUGUGGCGGCGGUGGUUGUAGUGGUUGCGGUGGCUGCCCUGGCUGCGGGGGAUGUUGCGGAGGGUGUGGCUGUGGCAUGAUGAAUCCCAUGAUGAUGGGCAUGGGCUGCGGCAAAGGCUGUGGUGGAUGUCCCUCUGGCUGUGGCUGCGGUUGCGGUGGGUGUGGGUGUCCAGGAUGCUGUGGCUGCAGUUGCGGGUGCUCCGGAUGCUCUGAUUGCGGCCCGGCUACUCAAAGCGAGGAAGCUGGAUGCGCAACGAGUGGCCCCAUAAAGGACGAGGGCACCAGUUCCGCGCGGCCUCAGCCCUACUGAUGACAGAUGCCGGGGGUCCCCGCUUAUGGCGCAGUGCUGACGUUGGAAUAAUCUAGAUAUAUCUAGAUUGUUC